AUGCCUGGUCUUUACAUGCUGGAUUAUGGAGCCGGAAAUGUGCGUAGUUUAGUCAAUGCCAUCAACCACUUGGGUUUCGACAUUACCUUUGUCAAAGAACCUUCAGAUAUUGCCCUUGCCGAUAAGCUCAUUUUCCCCGGUGUAGGCGAUUUUGGUUUCGCUAUGCGUGCUUUGCGUUCAAAGGGAUAUGCUGAACCAUUGAAAGCUUACAUUGCUUCUGGAAAGCCAUUUAUGGGUAUCUGUGUUGGCAUGCAAACCUUGUUUGAAGGCUCCUCUGAAAGCGAUGAACCCGGUUUAGGCGUUAUUCCUGGAAAGACCAUCAAAUUCGACAACACCACCAAGGCUGUACCACACAUGGGAUGGAACCACACACAAUUGCUGAAAAAGCAACCCAAUGGAUCAGCAGGCCAACCUGUCAAUUACGGCAUUGAUGAAGACAAAGUUUACUAUUUUGUUCACUCCUACUGCGCACGUUACUCUGAAGACAACAAGGAUUGGGUAUUGGCUACUACACAAUACGGUGAUGAAGUCUUUAUUUCUUCUGUGCAAAAGGGCAAUGUUUUCGCUACUCAAUUUCACCCUGAAAAGAGUGGUUACGCUGGUAUCAACUUGUUGAAAUCUUUCAUUACGGGUACUGGCCUUGUCGAUGAAACUACUGUUACCACUAAAGCUCCUGCCAAGCUCGAUCAAGAUACAUUUACUAGACGUAUUAUUGCUUGUUUGGAUGUGCGUGCUAACGAUAGUGGUGAUUUGGUGGUGACCAAGGGAGAUCAAUACGAUGUGCGUGAAACUGAAGGUGGUAAUGAUGUUCGUAACUUGGGUAAGCCAGUUGAAUUGGCCAAGCGUUACUUUGAAGAAGGUGCCGAUGAAGUGACCUUUUUAAACAUCACAAGUUUCCGUAAUUGUCCCUUGGGUGACACACCUAUGUUGGAGGUAUUGAAGCGUACUUCUGAAAGCGUGUUUGUUCCUUUGACUAUUGGUGGCGGUAUUCGUGAUGUUACUGAUCCUGAUGGCACUGUUCACCCUGCAUUCGAGGUUGCCGGAGAAUAUUUCCGUUCUGGUGCUGAUAAGGUGUCCAUUGGUAGCGAUGCUGUUUACUGCGCAGAGAACUUUAUCGCCAGUGGUGGCAAGAAAACGGGCACAACUGCCAUUGAGACUAUUGCUGAAGCUUACGGCUCGCAAGCUGUUGUCAUUUCUGUUGAUCCUCGCCGUGUAUACGUCAAGAAUCCCAAGGAUACCACUCACAACACUGUCAAGAACUCCAUUCCUGGCCCCAAUGGUGAGCAAUACUGCUGGUACCAAUGUACCGUUAAGGGUGGUCGUGAGGGUCGUGAUUUGGAUGUAGUUCAGUUAGUCACUGCCUGUGAGCAAUUGGGUGCUGGUGAAAUCUUGUUGAAUUGUAUGGAUCGUGAUGGUACCAACUCUGGCUUCGAGCUUGAGCUGAUUCAAUCCGUUAGAGAUGCUGUCAAGAUUCCUGUAAUUGCCUCUAGUGGUGCUGGCCGUGUGGAAGAUUUCGUUGAGGUGUUUGAAAAGACAGGUGUUGAAGCUGCCUUGGCUGCUGGUAUCUUCCAUCGCAAGGAGGUUCCUCUUCAAUCUGUCAAGAAGUUUGUGAAGGAAUCAGGUGUUGCCGUGAGACCUAUUGAUACAACCAUUUUGUAA
Molecule: messenger RNA, 1659 nt
Organism: Mucor velutinosus
Lineage: Eukaryota; Fungi; Mucoromycota; Mucoromycetes; Mucorales; Mucoraceae
Exons: 1
Coding region: 1-1659 (552 amino acids)
Biological process (GO): L-histidine biosynthetic process
Molecular function (GO): oxo-acid-lyase activity; imidazoleglycerol-phosphate synthase activity
Source: RefSeq, a predicted model, not a curated record